AAAACCUGUAACCUGACAGACAUGUCACUUUACAAAUCACUUCACAGUCAUGAUGCGAGGUAGCUCAUCAUUCUCCAGAGAGAAUAUUCACUAAACAUCGGACUUUUGAUAAUAUCUCUACAAACUUCAGAAAUGAUCCGAAUCAACAACACCCAAUACUUCCACUUCCUGCAGCAGGCAGAUGCCUUGCGUCGCUCGGGGUCGCUCUGCGAUGCCAUCAUCUCGGUAAAGAGUCAAACUUUCAGGGCUCAUCGGCUAGUGCUGGCUUGUGCAAGCAGGAGACUAGCGCAGCUUUUAGCCCAGGCAGACAUAGACAGCCCGGUCCACUGCACUCUGGAGUAUUUCUCACCCCGCACCUUCCAGCAAGUUCUGGACUUCACCUACACGCAGAAUCUUGAAGUGUCUGCGGACGAUUUGCACCUGCUGCUGAGAGCCGCUCAGCAGCUGGAGAUGCAGCCGCUGGAGGACCAGUGCCGGAAGCAGCUGGACAAUGUCCACUACAGAGCCAGAGAGGAGGUCAAAAGGAGAGAAAUUAAAGAAGAAAGUGCAGAGGAGAACGAUGGAAAGCAAAACGGAAGUCCAGUUCAAGAGGAGAAACUCCCUGAGACUUCAUCCCUAGUGGAGGAGGCAAGCGACUGCAUUGUCAUAGAAAACCUCUCGUCCUCUGAUCCCGAUAAGAACCCCAACAGUCCGCCAUCCCCAAGAAAGAAGCCCAAACUCCCCCCUGUGUCAGCAGCAUCCUAUAACAGACACAGUGUUAUCACCAGGCCUGACAGCAGCACUUCCUCUCUCUCUUCUUCCUGGACUUUGCCUGCAAACAUGUGGGGCUCUGUGAGCACCCUGAGGCGUUUUGCAGAGAACUAUUCCAGCUUAAUGGCAGCUCACCCCCAUCAGUCCCCAAACCAGGCCUCUGUAGCGUACCCGUUCUCCCUCUCAACCCCUCACGUGUUCCCCCUACUCGGCUCUCAUUUUCAAACCCCCGUUCACAGCUCUGUAAUGGGAUUCCCAGGCUUUUAUCCACGUUACACACAAAACCUUUACGCCGGGUCUACAGGGAUGGGGAACAUAAUCAAGCAAGGUCUGUUGAGAAGAAAAAAACCCAGCCAGAGAGGGACUGUUCAAACCAGCGAGCUGAGUAACCAUGAGGUACCCAAAGCCAGCAGAGAGAGAGUUAAAGACUGCAAACACUGCAGUGCAAGCCUCCUUGGUGAUCCAGCCUCAACACCACCAGGUAAUGCCUGCACAGGGUGUCGAUUCUGUGGAAGAGGAGAUGUCGUGCAGCAUGAACCACAAUCCCAUCACCGAGAACACAGAGGAGAAAAACCCUACCAGUGCCGACACUGUCCCAAGAGGUUUAGCCUUAAACAUCAACUGGACACGCACCACCGAGUUCACACCGGGGAGAAACCCUUCGAGUGUCGUCUCUGCGGUCAGCGCUCACGGGACUACUCGGCCAUGAUCAAGCACCUGCGGACUCACGGCGGGGCCACGCCAUACCAGUGCACAGUGUGCCUGGAGUUCUGCAACAGCCUGGUCGCCAUGCAGAGACACGUCAAGAGCCACGCCGUGCAGGACUUCCCUCCCGACUGGAGCAUCAACAGCACCUUCCUGUACAACUCGCACAUCUAAGCCUCACAACACAGACACCGCUGUCUACACGAAGUUCUCAUACGUGUACCUUUAGUUUGUGCCUCUCAUGUACUGUCAUUUGAAUAACAGAGCUAAGCAUUUUGUUUUUCUGAAGGAUAAAUCCCAGGUGAUGUUUGACGAACCAAGAAGGUCCUUUAACAAGAGAAGCACAAACUGGGGCUUUUACUUAUUGCAAUAACUUCUAUGCAAACUGAAACUGCUCCAUAUUCACAUUUAUAACCUGAAUGCAGCACUAAUUUCCAAUGACAUGUCAGAAAAUAUACUGAAAGUGUUUACCAUUUUCCAUUAGGUCAUGUACGUGCAUUAAAGCCACAUCAACAGCUCGCCCUCGUCAAAUGACGCAGGCACCUUCCCUCUUACUUUCAUAAUUAUUGGACCGCUUGUGUAAACUUUGUAAGUUUGACCUAUGAGUUUAUGGCGCCCUCAUGAGGGGAAACCACUGUAACAAUCAGUUUUUCAUUUCUGUAGGUGUUCACAAAUGCAUCACCGUGUCAAAAUGGGACCAGUGGCUGAGAUAUUGUUUGCACAUGAGGUGCACCAUGCUCAUUAAAACUGUCCUGGUUCAUUGAGAUGAGAAUAACUGAGCUUUUGCAGGUAGUAAUGUCUGUUUAGUGACAAACAAUAGUCCAUUAUUUUAUUAUUUCUUUUUAUUCCACCGUAGAUUUUCUGCAUUGUCUGUCACUGAUGCUGCCUAAUUCACUAGUUGCAGUUCAAAGGCACUUGCCAUACCUCUCUAAAAGCACCACACAAGUUAUAUGACUGUGAAGUUAUCCCAGAAGUCCUCAUAUACAUGUAUUCAUAUAUGUAUGCAGUAUGGAACUUGCAGGCUUUCGGGCCACUGGAAGUUUUUUUGUACAACGUUAUCUUAAUGUGAAAAUAAAUUAAUGUAUCACUCAUUUUUCAUUUAUAGGCUUUAAUGAAUAUAUGCCAUGUUUAAGACUACUUAUGCUUCAAAAUAAACAAGUUUAUGCACAACCGCUUUUUUGGC
Molecule: messenger RNA, 2638 nt
Organism: Sebastes umbrosus (honeycomb rockfish)
Lineage: Eukaryota; Metazoa; Chordata; Actinopteri; Perciformes; Sebastidae
Gene: zbtb32
Product: zinc finger and BTB domain containing 32
Exons: 5
Coding region: 133-1629 (498 amino acids)
Biological process (GO): regulation of transcription by RNA polymerase II
Molecular function (GO): DNA-binding transcription factor activity, RNA polymerase II-specific; RNA polymerase II cis-regulatory region sequence-specific DNA binding; protein binding
Source: RefSeq, a predicted model, not a curated record